This is a messenger RNA of Linum trigynum, 4053 nucleotides long. Lineage: Eukaryota; Viridiplantae; Streptophyta; Magnoliopsida; Malpighiales; Linaceae. The record is from the annotation of a GenBank genome assembly.
GCAGUGCCGGCCGCCAGGGGGAAGGGGUUCCGGCGACCGGAGAUUGAUUCGGUUAAAAAUGUGGGGGCAAAAGAUGGCCGCUCAAGCUGCAAACGAAUAGGGCAGCGAGCAACCAUGGAAGCCUCCUAUUUUUACUGUAAGCCCAUCACACUGACGUGUGCCACAAUUGAAACCUUUUCUCGUGGAAUACCACGCCACCGCUACCUCAAGAGGUAAAGCGCUCGGCCUUGGGCUCUGCUUGCUUCUCUUCUCCCCCAUUGCCCCUGCUUUUAUAGCAAUCUGCUAGGGUUUACUCUUCACUGUUUCCCAUUGACUUAAACGACGUCGUAGUUUUGAUUCCCCCGUUCCCAAUUCCCAUUUCCAUUACGAUAGCUCGUCCAAGUUGAAGGAAAUUAGGCUUGUAACUGAAGAAAAUACAAUACAGGAAUGGAAAGAGUUCGAUUCAAUCUCCCCACCGUGAGGUUAAUCGCCGGUCGUCGCCAGCUCCAUGGAUCAUGCAGUUCGGAUGUGAAGCGGCCGCAACCUACUCUACCAAAGUCAUUACCGAUUCCCGACCUUCAUAAUCGGUACUUGCAUCAAAGUCCUAAUCCUCCUGAAGCUAAGUACUCGCAGCAGGAGUUCGCUACGCUCUGUAGUCUUCUCAGAGAGUCCAAUCUCUGUCCCGGUUCUUCCCUCCAGAAUGCUUUGGACAGGACAGGAAUCGAGCCGGAGCAGCCUGGUCUGUUGGAGGCGGUAUUUGAGAAAUUCGAUUCGUCUCCUAGAUUGCUCUACUCGGUGUUUUUAUGGGCUGAGAAGAGACCGGGGUUUCGGUGCUCUGAGGCGCUGUUCAAUUCGAUGAUUAACACACUUGGGAAAGCGAGGGAUUUCGACACUGCGUGGUCUCUGGUUCUUGAUAGAAGUGGUGGAGAUGAAGCCCUUCAUUUGGUUUCCGGUGAUACAUUUGCCAUUCUCAUCAGAAGGUAUGCUCGUGCAGGAUUACCUGAAGCUGCAAUCAGGACCUAUGAGUAUGUGAGAAAUUUAGACUUGCUUGGCAAGCCAGAUGCUGGAAUUCGCUUGCUUGAGAUUUUGUUAGAUUCUCUUUGCAAGGAAGGGCAUGUUCAGGCAGCUGCAGAGUAUUUCCGGAGUAAAAAGAAGACAGAACCUUGCUGGGUUCCCACAAUUCGUGUAUAUAAUAUACUUUUAAAUGGAUGGUUUAGGUCCAGAAAGCUUAAACAAGCAGAGAGGCUUUGGUUUGAGAUGAAGAAGAAUGACCAAGUGAAACCGAAUGUUGUGACCUAUGGUACUCUUGUAGAAGGAUAUUGCAGAAUGCGACGUGUUGAGAUUGCACUUGAUUUGGUGGAUGAAAUGAGAAGAAAAGAAAUCAAGCCCAAUGCUAUUGCAUACAAUCCAAUUAUUGAUGCACUAGCUGAAGCCGGCAGGUUUAAGGAGGCUUCUGGGAUGAUGGAGCACUUCUUACUGUGCGAGACAGGCCCUACUCUCCCCACAUAUAAUGCUUUGGUUAAGGGAUACUGCAAAGCUGGGGAUAUUGUAGCCGCCAGUAAGAUCCUUAGAGCCAUGAUCGAUAGGGGAUUCAUUCCUACUUCUACAACAUAUAACUAUUUCUUCAGGCAUUUUGCAAAAUUCCGAAAAGUUGAGGAGGCAAUGAACCUGUAUACGAAGAUGAUUGAUUCUGGAUAUGCCCCUGAUCAUCUCACCUACAAUCUCUUGUUGAAGAUGUUGUGUGAGGACGAGAGGUUAGACUUAGCUGCUCGGAUUAGUAAGGAGAUGGAAGUGAGAGGAUGUGAUAUGGAUUUGGCUACUAGCACAAUGUUGACUCAUUUACUGUGUAAGUUGCACAGAUUUGAAGAAGCAGUUGCAGAGUUUGAGAAGAUGUUGAGGAAGGGUUUAGUCCCUCAGUUCCUUACUUUCAAACGAUUGCACGACGAGUUAAGCAAGCGAGGGAUGAAUAAGAUGGCUCAGAAACUAAGGACCAUGAUGUCUUCGGUCCGUCAUUCCACAAAACUACCCAAUACUUACGACGGUGAUGGAGAUUCAUCGCGAUUCGCAAGGAGGAAAUCUAUUUUGCGGAAGGCAGAAGCUAUGUCUGAGAUUCUGAAGACGUGCAGCAACCCAAGAGAGCUUGUUAAGGGUAGAGGUCUGAAUCCUAAUCCUCUAUCGAGUGCUCAUCAGUUGAUGAUGGACAUAAAAGGAAGAGCCAACUGAAAUGAGGAAUAAUGAAGUAUUAGAGGGUUAAUUCUCUAUUCUGCAUUCAUUUUACACUGCUCUGAGCGUCAUAUGUGCAUGAAUUAUAGCUCAUGCCAAAGGAGUUGGGGCACUGAAGAAAUGGUCUCUUGAUUGAGUUUAGAAGAAAAGUUCUGCCCGUGGCGCCAAGUUCACUGUUUGCCCAUUUGUUUAUUUUCAUGGAGGAGAUCUCAAAGUUGGGAGCUUGACACAAGAUGUUGGUCCACGAAAGAGAAUAUUUUGAGGGUGCAGAAACGCCAACCGUAUAACAGUGUUAAAAAUUCUUGCUUCAACUCCAGAUUGUGAUGGCUGGAAGUGGGUCCCCAACUGCUGCUGGUAAUCAUCUCAAAUUCUCAAUCGAUUCCUUUUGAAUUACUGGCAUAAUUGUAUAAAGAAGUAUGCUUAUUUGGUUUUACCGAUUGCUCUUCAGACACAUAAGUAUGAUGGUUUUCUUUUGUCAUGCUCGAUUGUUAUUAAUCAGACUAGUUGGCUGCUGCAGAAGUAUUGCAGAGGUGAUAGAGGGGGGUGGGGGAUUUUAGGGUUGUUGUUGUAGUGUGACCAAGUGGGUGGAGGAUUUGUGUGAUCAAAACAAAACCAAAUGUUGGAAGGGAAAUGGCUCCCCCCCUGCAUUAAGUUUAGCACUCGAGAGAGUGCAUAUUGGUUGAAGAAUAUUUGUGGGUUCUUCAUUUCCAUAUUGCUCUCUCUCUCUCUCUCUCUCUCUCUCUCUCCCCCUCUCCCUCUCCACAGGACACGAGAGGGGAAGAAAACCGAAUCUAAAUGGUUGUGUCCAUAGUACAUCCAAGCUUGAAUUGUUAGGUAUAAUAUAAUUCGUUAUAACGUGUCAACCUCCUUUGCGUUGUCAAUCCAGUGUAAAGUCUCUUUCUCACUAUGUACGUAUGGGUUGUUUGAAUGACAAAAUUUUGUCUCUUAAAUAGAGUAUUUGACUAUUUGUACAGCUUAAGAUGAUUGUUUCGUUUUUUUUUAAAGAGAAUUUUUCUCUUUGUGCUUAGUUUAAUGUUUCAUAUAGUGUGUUCAUAGAAGAAAAUACAAUGAGGUCAUUUGGUGUAGUGUGUUAAAAAAUGAAAUCAACUAUGUUAAUACGAAGAGUAAAGUAAAUGGUGAGCUAUGAAUGUUGGAAGAUGUGUACUUCAUAUUAAAUUAUAACAUGUUCUACAAACAUGUGAUGAUUUUCAAACUUAGGAACAUUAUAACAUGCUUUUUUAGAGGAGGACAUGUUUGUGUAAUUUAAUAGGCGCUAUGCAAGCUUUAUGGCUAAUGCAUUCGUCGUGUUGACUAGGUAAACUGCAGUUGCAGGUUAGUUAAUAUGAAUAUUAUACAAUCACCUCCUCUUUCCAUUUGAACUAUAAAGUAUACUCAUAGCUUGCUACUAUGAGGUUAUCAAUUAUUUCAUGAAUCAAAUUUUGGCUUUUACAAGCUUGGUUGGGGUUUUUUAUUUUCUCCUCGUCAUAUCAAAUAGUUGGCUUGGCUGUUCAAAAUAAAUAAAAAAAUAGUUGAGAGAAAAAGGAAUAGUUGGCUUGGCUGUUCAAAAUAAACAAAAAAAAUAGUUGAGAGAAAAAGCCAAAAAGGUGUCGGCAUUAUUGCAAUUUUGCUACUAUCUGCAGUCUGCAGCACAACCUCUCCCUCGUGUUUCUCUCCCACUGCUACUAGCCUACUACUCCCAAAAACAGAUAAAAACACAGACACAAUUAUUCCUUCACCCCAAAAUCCAAAAGUGAAAAACCGAAAAUAGAAAAUUUUCAGAAACAGACAUAAAAAGAGAGAGAGAGGGGGAGGGGGGAGAGCAAAACAAGCAAAUGAAAAAUGCAGAUUUGG